Panicum virgatum (switchgrass) is the source of this 1586-nucleotide messenger RNA. RefSeq lists its product as uncharacterized. Lineage: Eukaryota; Viridiplantae; Streptophyta; Magnoliopsida; Poales; Poaceae. Bases 400 to 1281 code for a protein of 293 amino acids. The transcript has a single exon. The record is from RefSeq and is a predicted model, not a curated record.
CAGCAAACCAGGAGGGGUGCCCUGCCCCACACCUGCAACCUAUGGACCCUGACCAAGCAAUAAUGCAGAGCCGCCACCACUCCAACCACAACCACGCCCUCUUCUUCCUCCUCCACCCCUUUUGCUGGCUGCUGCCUGGUGUGGUGAUUAGAAGACGGGUCGGAUUACCCACUGUGAUUGAUUAGCGAGGCCCCGGCCAUCCUUUUCCGGGCCUUCAAAUACCUGUCCCCGCGCCACCUUCCCCCUCACUCCAACCAGACAGGAUAGUUGUUCCACAUCCACAUCGACACCACAGGCCGCAGGCGCAGCUAGGCUAGCUGCCCGCGCGCUCGAGCUUCUUCAAGUAUCUCACCGACGAAGCCGGAGCAAGAGACGGUGGGAGAGGAGCCGAGGGAAGAAAUGGCGCCCGCCGGGAAGCAGCAGCAGCAGCAGGGCCAGGGCGCGGUGGUGGCGGCGGAGCCGGGCGCGGCGCGGCGGCUGUGGCGCGUGGUGCGCGCCGUGCUGUACAUGCUGCGCCGGGGCCUGCCGUCGGGCCGCAAGCUCGCCAUGGACCUCAGCCUCCUCCUCCACCGCGGCAAGAUCGCGGGGAAGGCGCUCGGCGAGCUCUUCCUCGCCUUCCACCACGGCCGCCACGGCGCCGCCUUCCCCUACGCCGGCGGCGCCGGGCACGGGGCCUUCUCGUGCCGCGCGCUCGACCCGAGCCUCGCGGUCCACGAGCCCGCGCCGCGGGGGCGGCGCGAGGUCGAGUUCAGCUGCAGCAACACCCCCUCCGCCGGCCCCUCCAGAAGCGGCGGGGGGCUCGGCCUCCUCGGCGCCGGCAAGCGCCGCCGCCGCGGCACCCACCACGACGACAGCGCCUCCGGCGGCUACCUGCAGCACAGCACCUACUACGACGCGGCCGAGGUGGCCCGGGUGUUCGAGAUGCUCAACGGCGACGACGGCGACCACUGCUACCGCGCCUUCAUCAGCGACGACGCCGAGCCCACCAGCGCCGCCUCCGCGACGCCGUCCCCCGCGCAGCUGCUGUACUGGGCGGUGGCGCGCAGCCCCGCCGUGGCGGCGGCGGCGAAGGGCCGCAGGGCGCCGCGCGCCACCGACUCGCCCGCGGACGGCGCCGCGGGGGUGGACCGGCAGGCGGACGAGUUCAUCCGGCGGUUCUACGAGCAGCUCCGCGCGCAGAGGAGCGCCGCGUCCACCCCGGACUACUACGGCCACGCCGCCGGCGCCAGCCCCUACACCACCCCGCGCGCGCGGCGGCCCGUCGCCGCCGGCAUCGCCUAGUUCGAUCAAACGGCAGACGGCCAUCCUGCCGAGAACGAACGAAGUGCUCACCGUGCGCGGCCGCCGGCUGGCCGGCCGAUGAGCGAAGGCCCUUACUUUUAGGCCAGCUGCAUGAGGCCUGCCUGCCUCGUGUCCAACUUCAACCACCCCUGCUUGUACACCGCGACACCAUGCUUGCCAUCCAUCCCUUCACGUGUUUUGUGCGUGAAACUACCUUGAUCUUGUUCCUGUUGUCGUCUUCUUCUUUUUUCACUCUAGUUGAAUGAUGAUGGAGGGGUUUUAAACCAAAUCAUACCUUCUACUUA